Prunus armeniaca (apricot) is the source of this 261-nucleotide messenger RNA. The record is from the annotation of a GenBank genome assembly. Lineage: Eukaryota; Viridiplantae; Streptophyta; Magnoliopsida; Rosales; Rosaceae.
AUGGGCAAGAAUUCUUGGUGUGUAAGGAAAGUAAGUCAAUAUCCACAAGUCACGCCAACAGUUUCAUUUCAUUUUCCUCGACUCUCCGACCCCGACCCCAACCCCAACUCCAAAUCCUCUCUUCGAUCUUGGACCUCAAUGAUCUUGUGGACUUGCUGGUUGAAUGUGCCUCUCAUAUAUGAGGUAGUUUCUAAACUACAAUACAUUGACCUUUGGGGGAGUAAAAUAUCUGACCAAGGUAAUUGCUGGAUUAGCAGCUGA